AUGGUUGAACUCACUAAGAUCAUUAAUAGGCUUAAUAACAGGGAGUUCUUUGUAUCAGUGGAAUAUGCUAAAUCAAAUUCUGCUGAUAUUGGUUAUUCUGGGAACUGUUUUACUUGGUGCAAUGAGAGGAAAGAAGAUAAAAUCAUUUGGAAAAGGUUGGAUAGGAUGGUAGUCAAUGAAAAGUGGAAUGAGCUUUUCUCUAAUAAUGAAAUAGUCCAUUUACCCAGAAAUGAUUUCUUGGAAGUGAUUAGAAGGAAUUGGAAAUCAGAAACAACUGGCAACAUUUUUUGGCUCAUCCAACAGAAAAUGAAAAACACUAGUAAGGCUCUUAGUACUUGGUCCAGAAAUAGUAUUGGUGAUAUAUUUGCUAAAGAGAAAGAACUAGGAGAAUUGAUAGAUAAUUUGGAGGAGAAAUAUAUGAACGCAUUGACUCAGGAUGACAGGAUGCACCUUCAUAAAGCAAAAGCUGAUUUUAUUCUCCAUCUUAAGCAUGUGGAAUCUUACUGGAGACAGAAGGCUAACAUCAAAUGGCAAUUAGAGGGUGAUGAGAAUACAAAAUUCUUUCACUCAGUGGUACGGGGUAGAACGAGCGCACUGCAGAUUAACAUGAUACAAAAAGAUGGUAUAUGGAUCCAAGGUGACAGGGAAAUUGGUUUGGCAGCUGCAGAAUAUUACCAAAAUCUUUUCACUAAAGACAACAUCACCAAGGGACUUUCCUAA
This is a messenger RNA of Lycium ferocissimum, 720 nucleotides long. RefSeq lists its product as uncharacterized. The record is from RefSeq and is a predicted model, not a curated record. The transcript is spliced from 3 exons. Bases 1 to 720 code for a protein of 239 amino acids. NCBI's taxonomy places the organism in Eukaryota, Viridiplantae, Streptophyta, Magnoliopsida, Solanales, Solanaceae.